Molecule: messenger RNA, 4831 nt
Organism: Jaminaea rosea
Lineage: Eukaryota; Fungi; Basidiomycota; Exobasidiomycetes; Microstromatales
Exons: 2
Coding region: 227-4738 (1503 amino acids)
Source: RefSeq, a predicted model, not a curated record
CUCGCCAUCGCCUCAUCGACGCCGAGGACUACGACGUCUGCAAGCCCAGUCUCGACGCAGGCAUUUCGAUAGUUUCAGAUUGACAUCGUCAGCAAGGGGACCCAUUCCUCUUCUCCUCCAUCUUCAUCAUCUCCUUUUUGCAAGGGACACCGGACCGGGCGCGUUCUAGGCUGCUGGACGAGCCGCUGAGCAUCCGCGUCGUUCACAACCCUCAUCGUCGCCCAGGAUGGCGUUGCCGGCGAAGCCAACAGCUGUACCGACGGCGAAAGAUGGAAGCAACAACGCGCAAGCAAGCUCAUCGAGAGUGACGCUUGAGGAUCUUCGCCAGGAUAGGCUAGAAGAGGCAGAGGAGCGGUUGAGCAACCUCAAAGUCGACCAUGCUUCAGAGCUGCGUGAUCUUUACCUCCUGUGGGAGCAGAACACGAGGACAAGCGCGCUAGGCUCGCUGGAAAAGGCUGAGGAAGAGGACAGCCAGCCAGCGACGGUGAUGCCUCGCGAGAUUCCGGAGGAGUCAACCUAUCGUGACAAGUUUGAGGUAUUUUAUCGAGAGCAUCCACUUGGAGUUUCCGCCAGUCAGGAGGACAAAGAUAAGGACAAGUCGUCAUCAAUUGCCAGCGUCAAGCUGCCCUCGUCGGCCCACCUCAAGCGCAAGCUGUUCGCCGAGUUGGGAUCCUCUCCCCCGCUCAAGUCAGCGUCCCAAAGGGCAAAGGCGAUCAAGACUGCAGAAGGACAGAAGUCCGGUGGUGCUGCUUCCAAGACUGUUGCCACGCCGCAGAAGGGUCCGGCAGUGACCUCCCCGACGACACCGAAUACGACGACGCCUCGCCCGGCCACUCGACGAGCCUCAACGAGCAAGCGCGCAGGACAGCAAGCAGAUUAUGACCCCGCACUUGCAAGCGUAGCUACGCCGCCACCGCAGCCAACACCGUCUGCUGCCUCUUCUGCUCUCAUCUCCAAGCUGGCUGCAGGUACGGCCGUCGAUCGUACGGUCACCUCUUCGCCAGCGCUCUCCGUCACCGACGACAGUGGCAAUACCUCGUCUAAUGAAGCGGCGGCGGCAGCAGCAGCAACGGGGCCGCCCCUCUCUGUUCCGAUCGCUUCGAACGCCCUCCUAGCCUCUCAGCCUUCUGCAGCAGACGUAGCUGCCAUUCUGACCGGCACCGUUGCCCCCGUCAGUAACGACACUGUACCAGAGACUGUGCCCCUGCAUCCCACUCUCGUCCAACUCUCGCCCAACCCCCUCUCAGUCACCUACGCCUCCUCUCUCCGCCCUCUUCCACCCGAUCCUUUCCGCCGCUACACAGGUGCAGGCAGCGGCGGGGCAGGCGCUGGGGGCUCCUCCUCAUCACGCGUUCGUAAAGCGCCUCAUGUGCCCCAAACCAAGCCCGGCGUACCUCCGCCGUCCGGUCCCACUGGCGCCGGACAAACAGACCUCUGGCGGUGGUACGUCCGCUCCCGUGCUUCACCAGGUUCAGGCUUGGUGGGAAAGGCAGACAAGUGCCUCCUCACCCGAGACUGGCGCGUCGCUUUCACCGAGCAACGCUUUAUUCGUGCCAUGGCCCGUAUCGAGAAGCUCAAGGAGGCGGGGCUAUGGAGCUUCAGACAGCCGAAAAAGCCCAAAGCCCCGGUGGUGAGGAAAGCGCAUUGGGAUUUGAUGUUGGAGGAGAUGAAGUGGAUGCAGACUGACUUCCGCGAGGAGAGGAGAUGGAAGAUGGCCGUUGGUGUGCAACUGGCGUACGCCUGUCGGGCAUGGGUCAAGGCUAAGACGCCGCAAGCCAAACGAAGCAUGUGCGUGCCAAGGACCGCGAGUGGCAGGAGGGAGAGCGAGAGGCAACGCGAGGAGGUAGAAUUGGAAGAGGACGGCAUGGAGGUGGAGAUCAAGGAGGAGCCGAGGGAUGAAGGGAUACAGGCGCCAAUGGACGUCGACGAGCGCCCUGCGGCGCAGACAAAGGAAGAGGGAGCAGCAGAGAUUCGACGAGUCAGCAUCGCAGAGGCGAAUGUGGAUGCAGAUGCAGAUGCAGACGCAGAUGCUGAUGUGGACGCUGACGCUGAAGCUGACGCCGAUGGCGAUGGCGAUGCAGACGCUGACGCGGACGGUGAGGCAGACGCUGACGCAGAUGGCGACGCCGACGAUGGUGAGGUCGAGGCGGCGCUGAAGGGAGAGAAAGAUGAGCCGCGAACAGUCUUCAUCAACGAGGCAAGGCCGGAAGCUCCCAUGCCUCAGCUCUCUGGACCCUCGGCCGGCGACAAGAGGCGGCAAGAAUCUCGCGACGCAAGCUCCAUGACUCCAGCAAUGCGAGCCGUCCCACUCCGCCGCGACGACACCCUAGCUGGCGCAGCGACGUCCACCGCCGAAGCCUCACCGCCGGCGCCCUCCACUCGUCAAGAGCCCCAACCGGAAGACCUUCUUCAGAGCAUUUCCAGCACGCUGCGCGCCCCCAUCUUCUCCAUGGACAUCUCUGCAACUAGCGUCUCGCCUGCUGCUCUUCUCGAGUCUUUCGAUGCCGAAGCCGCAGCCGAGAUGCUGGGUGUCGACAUCGACAAGAUGCAGAGCGUCCUGGAGACGGAUCAGACGUGGUCGAUCGCGGCCCUUUUCCCCGAGCUGAUGGAAUACGGUCCGCCUGGUAUCCCAGAAGCGGGCAAGGGGGACAAGCGAGUGGACGAGGGAGCGUAUCAUCAGGGCUCGAGAUUGACGCAGGUCAGCAGGCUGUUGGACGCUAAGCCGCUCUUGGUAUCGACGCUUGAGCCCGGCAAGAAUCGUGCGCAAGGACGGUGGAAGGAGGACAGCGAUUGGAUCAUUGCCGCGAGGAUAGUUGACCCCAAUCUCGGGAUCUGCAGGCAGGAUCUUGAUCUGCCCCCUCCCGUAGCUACGACGAUCUUCAGCCGCCGAUCCAACAAGCCAAGCAGAGAAGCAGCGCCCUCGACCAUGAACCACGUCGUUCAGCCGCGCGAGCCAGAGCUCAGAGCAGCGCAGAUAUUCUGGUCGAGCGAGGAAGACGGCUUCCUCAUGAAGCUGGUGCAGCACUACGGCACCAACUGGCCUUUGAUCUCUGAUGUCUUCAACUCGUCGCGGCUGAUGGUGCCCACAGACCGUCGCGAGCCGUGGGACUGCUAUGAUAGGUGGGAUCGCAUCACCAAGGCGGCAGCAGAGGGCAAGCCACCGCCGCCGCCUCCUGCCCUUCCGCAGCUUGCACCUCCGACGCCGUCGACCGACGCAGCAGCAAACGCGAGUACGGACACGAAUGGGCCAAGCCCGCAGGCCUCCGCAGCGCCACCGACGGCGGCAUCGCUGCCGCCUAACUCAAUGGCAGUCAAGCGCGAAAAGCUGGCCAAGAAGCUCACUGCGAAAUUCGAUGGGUCGCGCCGCAAGAUGCGACACAGCAACAUCCUCGAAGCGAUGCGCAAGACGGCCAAGCGGCGCGAAGCCACUGCUCGUCCUCCUCUCGCCCCCGGUGAGGUACGCAAGGUCAACCUAGCGUCACACGAGACGCACAACACGCCCAAGGGUGGAGCCACGCCUACGCCUCAGCAGUUGAGUCAGCAUAAGGCUGACAGGGACGAUGCGCAUGCGCGCCACGUGCAGUUGUAUAAUCAGAGGAGGAUGGCGGAGGAACAGCAGCGCUUUGCUGCUGCUCAAGCGCAGGCUCAGGCUCAGGUUCAGGCCCAUCAACAGCAGCAGCAGCAACAGCAACAGCAACAGCAGGGGCCACAGGUAAAUGGCAACCAUCAAGGUCAGCAAGCCGUACGACCGCCCAAUCAGCAAGGCCAGUCAAAUCAGCAGCAGGGGCCCGGACAGCAGGGCCAGCCGCACGCUCAGCAGCAACGUGGCAUGCCAAUGAAUGCCGGUCGACCCCCGAUGCCGCCUGUGAAUCGCCCCACCUCCGCCGGCGGCAAUGUUGCUCGUCCUGGCACGCCAGGCCAGCAGCCAGGCCACAACGGUGGCGGGCCCCAACUCACCCCUCAGCAGCAGCAGUCCCUCGGCGCCGCUCUGGCUCGUAUGACCCCACAGCAGCAGGCAGCAUUUGCGUCUCAGAUGCGUGGCGCGCACGCCCAACAGCAGCAACAGGCUCAGCAGCAAAGCGGCCAGCAAGGCAUGCCAGGCCCGAACCCUGGGCUCCAGCAGUACAGCAUGGCCGUCUCACAGAGCAUGGCGGCGGGCAUGAGCCACGCGCACUCUGCUGGUCGACCUCCCAUGCCCGGUGCAAGUACGCCAAAUAUGACGGCGAGCCCGCAAAUCGGGGCCGCUUCUGCUACUACUUCGUCUCCUGCAUCCAAUGCGGCCUCUGCUGGCAAUAGCACGGGCAACGCUCCAUCGACGCCCGCCCAACCGGGACAAGGGCAAGGAGGGCAAGCCAUCGGCCUAGGCGGUCUACCGGCGGUGACGGUCGCUCAGAUCCAGCACACGCUUCAGCAGUCCCUCUCGCAGAACCUGACACAGGAGCAGAUCCAGAACCUCGCCAUGACUCUGUUCCGCAAUGCGCAUGAGCAACAUCAGGCUCAGCUCGCGUUGCAGGCUCAGCAGGCAAGAGGUGGGCCUGCGGUUCAGAGGGCAGCAGGUGGGGGAGGGUCAGCUACCGGCUCCCCGGCUCCUGGUGGGGCGACGAGCUCGCCGAGACCGCCACCGCCGCUACCCCCUCCGGGUGCAGGAGCGGGGCAGCAGGGUGGUCAAAGGACGGGGACAGCUGGCGGACCCAGUGGAGCGGGGCAGCAGCAGCAGCAGAAGAAGGGAGGCAAGUGAGGAGGCAACGAGGGAGGUCAACGGGGCAGUAAGGCGAGGCUGUUACGCUCUGUCGCAAUAGAGAUGAGGCUCUCAAUGUAUCGUGUACGCUUG